Messenger RNA from Momordica charantia (bitter melon), 1666 nucleotides. RefSeq lists its product as uncharacterized. The record is from RefSeq and is a predicted model, not a curated record. NCBI's taxonomy places the organism in Eukaryota, Viridiplantae, Streptophyta, Magnoliopsida, Cucurbitales, Cucurbitaceae.
GGACAUUUUGAUCUUUACAAAGAUAGUACUUUUCACCAUAUAACCCACAAAAAUGGAGGAAUCUGAUGGAGUAGAACUGGCAAAGCAAAGAUGCAGAGCGGUUAUCGACAGAAUCGAAAGGCUGCCUUCUUCCACCAACAUCACCCUUUCAAGUCGACGAACUCUCCUCAAAUUGGCUCUUCGCGAACUCAAUUUCCUCUCCCGCUGCUCCUCCUCCACCCCUCUCAGCUUGAACAUUGGGCACCUCGAGGCCGUUGUUCACAUUCUUCAACACCCUUCUGUCACUGGAAUUUCACGCGUCUGUAAGCCGAUUCCGUUGCACCCUCGUCGCGUUGAGAGUUCUAAGGUUGUUCAUGUUGAUAUAAUCUGCAUUCUGAAUCGGAAACCAGUGUGGGUAAUUGUAUCGGAUCGAAAACCUAGGUAUGUUUCUUGGAACGAUGGUCGCCAUAGAAGUAAGGGCUUGAAAUCUCGACUCGAGGAAGUGGUCGAUGCGGCUCGAUCCUUUCCGGCCUUGGAACCCUGCUUGAUCAUUUUGUUCUUUGCACAUGGACUCGAUCACUUUAUUCUGCGACGGCUCCAAGAUGAAUUUAGGGCUGCUGAGUACAGUUUCGAUUUCUCGGAUUUCGAUUUCGGUUUCUCUGAGACUGAGGGGGAUUGGGUUAAUGUGCUUCCCAGAAGCUAUAAAGAAGCCUGUGUUCUUGAGAUUAAAGUUCAUGAUGGGAAUUGUGGGGUUAAGAGUUCAAAUUGCAACAGUGAAGCUUGUUUUACUGGUGUGGAUGAGCCAGAGCUUUUGGAGAGGAAUCUGAACAGGGAUUUGGGGGAUCCUUUCUGCUCCAUUAUUAUGGCAAUGAAGCCUAAUCCUGUGGGCAUGGAAGACAUGGAAUCUGAAAGUUUGGAAAAUUUGUUGGGUGGUGAUGAGGAUCUAAUAAACUUGGAUACAACUGCGUUAAUUGCAUUAGUAUCAGGCAUCAGUAAUGGUUGUGUUGCUAAAUUAUUGGCUACCCCAGAGAGUGAACUCAGACGGAAGUACAAGAGUAACUAUGAUUUUGUUAUUGGUCAGGUGAAUUUUGUUUGGAGAUCUUUUUGUAGCCUUUCAUCCACUGUUAUAUUCACAAGUUACCAGGUGAUGUCAGAAAUUCAGAAGCCUAUUCUUGUGGAGCUGAGUUCUCUUUUAUCUGGAAAAAGAGGUAUAAUAUGCCAAAGUGUUCACUCUGAGUUCAAGGAACUAGUAACAAUGUGUGGAGGGCCUAACGAGAAGUCCAGAGCAAACCACUUACUAAAGCACAUCAUGGUUGUGCCAGACAGGGCAUCGAAACGUAUGACGUGUCUCCCGACCACAAGAAAGUUGGCUUUGAAGAACAAGGUCGUGUUCGGUACUGGUGACUACUGGAAUGCCCCAACCUUGAGUGCAAACAUGUCAUUUGUUCGAGCAGUAUCACAGACUGGGAUGUCACUUUUUACCUACGAGCACAGGCCGCGAGCCUUAACUGGUGAUUAGUUUAUACACUUUUAUUUAAAAUGUGAUCUCUUUGUUCAUGCAAAAUAUAGAGAUUGCCGAUAGUGAUUGUAAUUGUUGGGGCAUAUUGUAAAGUUGUUUAAAGAAUAUCCUAAGCGAGAAAUUAUUUGAAACAGCUCCAUAUAAAGUAGUUUCCUCUCUUAUAAUCAU